AAAGUAAACGGGCUAAACAGUGGUGGCAGCCGCAUGCUGCCCUCCAGGACAGAGACGACCCCAUCGCCUGCAAACAGUUCUGGGAAUGGACACCCAGAGUACAUUGCUUAUGCGCUCGUCCCUGUGUUCUUCAUCAUGGGUCUCUUUGGCGUCCUUAUCUGCCACCUGCUUAAGAAGAAAGGCUAUCGUUGCACCACAGAGGCUGAGCAAGAUGUUGAACAGGAAAAGGUUGAAAAGAUAGAGCUGAAUGACAGCAUAAAUGAAAAUAGCGACACGGUUGGGCAGAUUGUCCAUUACAUCAUGAAAAAUGAAGCAAAUGUGGAUGUUUUGAAGGCGAUGGUAGCAGACAACAGUCUGGUUGAUGCUGAAAGCCCCUUGACUCCUACCACCCCUGGGAGCCCUGUGAGUCCUGGGCCCUUGUCACCAGGAGCCACACCAGGGAAGCAUAUCUGUGGCCACCAUCUGCACACUGUGGGCGGAGCUGUGGAACGAGAUGUGUGUCAGAGGUGCAGGCACAAGCGAUGGCACUUCAUAAAACCCACCAGCAAGUCCAGAGAGGCUCGGCCACGACGCCAAGGGGAAGUCACAGUCCUCUCUGUGGGCAGAUUUAGAGUCACAAAAGUGGAACACAAGCCAAACCAGAAGGAUCGGAGAAGCUUGAUGUCUGUUAGCGGGAAUGAAAGUGUCAAUGGGGAGGUGCCUGUGACACCUGUGAAGAGAGAUCGAAGUGGUACGGAGUAGCAGCUCUCCCACAGAGACAACAGAUUCUGCCUUCAGGGUUUGGCUUGCAUGAUCUUGAGCCUGGAGGGCACAAAUGGUACAGCAGCAUGGAAUGCUGGGGACUGGACUGAGCUAGAAACCACAAGGCAGGAAGUGUCUUCUUAUAAAAAAAAAAAAAAAA
Messenger RNA from Fukomys damarensis (Damara mole-rat), 901 nucleotides. RefSeq names its product RELT like 1 (gene Rell1). Gene Ontology annotation, cellular component: plasma membrane. The transcript is spliced from 7 exons. The coding region runs from base 34 to 741 and encodes 235 amino acids. NCBI's taxonomy places the organism in Eukaryota, Metazoa, Chordata, Mammalia, Rodentia, Bathyergidae. Gene Ontology annotation, biological process: positive regulation of p38MAPK cascade. The record is from RefSeq and is a predicted model, not a curated record.